GAUCUGUUACUGCAACGAUUAACUAUCUGUGUUCUGCUGCCUGUCGAGAGAUGUGCAAUAAAUGCGCUAGGAAGCAUUUGGAGCGUGGGAUGAACUUUUAUGUCUUACAGUAGUUGCAUGGCGUAAUGAAGCUAAUGAAAUUUUUCAGGACCUCACUCAGACUCAUCUCAUGUUUUCUUGUUUUCUCCCCCUCAAUUUUUGUGUGUACAUUUCUUUUCGACGUUCAUUCCUCCAUAUCCAGCUUUGCUCUUGUGGAGUUCCAUAAAAAAUAUGCCGCUCCCAUCAUAAUUUUUUCUUUGAGAUGCGAAAAACAUCGUGAAAAUGUAAAGGAGAAUUCCUUAGCAUCUCAAUCUAUGUAUCCCUAGAAGUAUUCCUAUUCUCAUCCUCCACCUCGUCAUAUCAUUAAACUCACGGCAGCGAAUUUGACAAAAUGGUCCUGGAGGUUUCUGCGAACACUAGCCCUAGUACUGGGAGCCGCUCCCCAGAUGCUCCUCCACCUAAAGGUAAUGCGAACAGUGGCAUUGCCAUCCUCCAAAAUGUCCCUUCCAGUGCCGUUCGCUUUAUCAAGAAGAUCAACGGUGGCAAAGACCAUGGCAAAGCUCUACGAGAUAUUUCCGACAAUUUUGAGAUGUAUCGAUCAGGCGACGUCCUUGGGCAUAUGUCCGGUUACCACAGUUCUGGUGAAGUGUUAGGCUUCGGCGCCAAAGGCGAUGUGAUCGAGGCUGCAAGAGUCGUUGGUCGAGGGCAUUUCCGAUAUGUAGCACUUAAGUUAAGGGUUACCGAAUUGCAUCCUUCACUACCAUUCUUGACUUAUUUUCCAAUAGGAACGAAGUCAAGGAUGAUCUGAAGAAUGUAAUUGCGCAACCCCUAAUUAAGAGGAUGCAAUUGUCGAGUAUGCCUCCGAGGGUGGCGCAAGCGACGUUACAAGUAGAACUGAAGCUUGCAGAAUUAACGAAUGCAGUGCCAGGUGGAAAUCAUUGGAACACAAAAAUCGUGGACGAUGAUCACCUGUCUGAUCACCUGUCAUCUUCGAAGGUGUCGACUCAGUCGGGUGCAGCGAGCUCAGCGUCGGGGACAAGUGCUUCUUUGUCUCGGGGAGUGGGAGGCGCCAGCGCCACACGACCUUCCCCAUCUAACAGUAACACUAAUGUGGUCACUUCUCCUUCGUGUUUACCAGGUCCGUCGGCCCCGUUCAUCAAUCUUUUUAACAAAGGACAUCAACAGCAAGAUGGGGCUGAACAAGGAGGUUCUGAACAAGGAGGCCAGGUGACAAAUGUCCAGCAGCAGCAGUUUUUGCAACUGCAUCGCGCCGGAUGCAACGUCGCUGCUACUGCGGGAGGGCGUCAACAUCCUCCUGGAGGCAAUUUUUACACGAACAACAGAGGAGGAACAAACUCAGCAAGUAGCUCGAACUUCACCACCGAGUUAGAAGAGAUGCUCGCGAAAUACCAAGGUUUGUGGGAAUUGUCAAGGCCACAGAGAAAUCUUGUUCACGUCAUGGACUGGUUUCCUGGUCCUGAAGGUCUCUCUCGUGACGUUUACAUUGUGAUGCAAAAGUGUGACGUUUGUCUAGACAGGAUGAUUCAUUUCGUGACUAAACAGAGGAACGCAUAUGAAGCCGACUGUCGACAGAAACUGGCGAAUAAGACGUACUCGGCUGCUUACACCAAUGCCCUGAUAAACGUCUAUGGAGGACCGUUGGGGAAUCCGGAUAGUCAUGCAGAGCUUUUGCCGGACCAUCAAGAGAAGGACAUGGCUUUGCGGGAUAAGAGGAAGAAGCAAAAGGAAUUGUACACAAAGUUCAUGGCCCAACAAGAGGAAGAACAAGAACAAGAACGACAACGGGAAGAACAGAAAUAUGGCGGAUCACCGAGGAUUUCGAAUGUGGGUGCUCCUGGAAGUACAGCAAAAAGUCAAGGGCACACUACAUCUCCUAGCUCUGAAAAGCCGCAAAAGUUGAACAUGAAUGCUGCAACAAUGCACCAGUUAUCGGCACCCUCGUCGAAAGCGAGAUCGGGUAGUACUGGCCCAGCCCUGCGUCCUAGCUCAGCACAGCAGCAGGAGUCGUCUCCUGGUAAACGCUCAACUUCUAUGGCAGUGACGAGGAGUCGAUCCUCUAUUGUGAUGUCACCUGAGGUUAAUAUGGCUCGAGGGUCGCGGAGUAAGUUGCCGUCAACAUCAGUGAAUUUGAAUCGAACGAUGCCUUUGCCUGGAUCAUUGUCUCCGCCUCGGCAGCUUCCACCUUUAUCCCCAGGAGCAGAGGGUGAAAAAGAUGUUGGUACUAUGUUGAUGGGAACGACAACCUUGGCUAAAAGUGAAACUGCAAAGAAGAAGAAAUCGUUGCAAGUUCCCGCCUACCUUGCGGAGUUUCUGAGCAGGAAUCAACAGCUAUCUGCAAGUCAAGGAGCAGCUCAGAAAAAAUUGCAUGGGGUGUCUCCGACUUUUUCACCUUCUAGAAACCAUGGCCAAAGUGCGACACAAGACCUCCUUGACAGAGCGGCAGCCAUGAAAAGAUCCCCUUCUGGCACCGCUUUAUCCUCUGCUUCCACGACCUUAAUGACAGGAGCUAACUCGACAACAUCGAAGGAGCAGCAAGCUGCAUUAUUACAACAAAAUAAACAACAAUUUGAGACGGCUGAGCGACUUCGCGACUUGCGCGAUCGAAUGGACACUACCGUGAUGCUCUCAUCAUCACCGAGAAAGCUCUCAGGAGGGCGGUUGCCGCCUUUGUCACCUGGGAAAGAAGGACAGCACAGGACGACGGGGGGACACGUGGAAGGUUCAGUGAAAAGGGGUAGAAGUCGUAGUCCUCGUCGUCCGAACAGUUCUUUCUCUUCUUCCACCGAACAGAGUAGCGCCGAGUCUGAUGGCCUCUCGCAUCUCCUAUGUAGACGUACUAGACCACCAACGUCUACGUCUUCAAUGGGUGACUCUAUGUCUUCCAUUAAGGCUGUACCUAAUACAUCUUUGGACGCAUCCUUGAAACGUAUGGAGGAGCACUAUCCUAAGGGAAUGCUCCCCCAUACUUUUCAAGGAUGCACUUGAAAGAUGAAUUGCGGACAGCUCUAAUUCCAAACAAGAACAACGACAUGAGACUGUUGGUUGCUUCCCUGAUCUCUUCGGGAGACUUCUUUGGUCAAGAAGCUCUAGCUCUUCGUCGUCGGCGGAUUCUAGCGCAAGGGGCUCCUGGGCACCUACAAGUAGCAGUUCUAACUCGGAGACGGAGCGAGCUAGAGAAAAGAUAGCAUUCGAAGAAUCAGGUCUGCAUGUGCACCUUCAACGCGAUGGGUAUAACCAUGACCACAAUGCUGAAGACUUCACGAACAUCAAGUCCAAUAUUGAAGGUUCCCACAACCGUGCUUCUGAACGAAGCGAUCGCGACACUUCCUACAACAAGAUAGAGAAAAAGCCUUUGCUUUUCGGUCACAAGUACAACACUUCGAGCGGGACAGUGGACGUCCGUGACCAGAUGCAGGCUGCAGCACAUCGUAUUGCAGACGCUGAAGUGAAGAAAGUUGCAGUUGACAUGCUACGCGCUUUAGAGUACUUGAACUCUCGUGGCAUAGUGCACCGAGACGUGAAGCCUGAGAAUAUCCUUUGGUGUGCGGAUGAACGACCGCCAUUGCAUGCUUUGCCCUCUAAUGGGCCGAUUUUUGGUGGGGGUCGAGGUGGCAACCAGCAUCAAUCUGGUGGAAGUUCGUCUUCUAGAUCGGGAGGUGGCGGUGGCAGCAGUAGUAGUAAUGGAGACGAUGAUGACGAUGAUAUCUUCGGAGGACGAGGCAACGAUCAAAACGAUGCAAGUCGUGACAACUUCUUUCGUCAUCAACAUGCCAAAAUCCAUAUGCCAAUGCCGCAAGGAGCAACCACGAUGGAUAGCCGUACUGGGAGAGGCACUGGGUACGUGACUGAUAUUGCACGGGAAGGAGUUUGGAAACUAACAGACUUUGGAAGCGCCUUUAUCCUACCUGCCGGAACACGGGAGAGUUGGAUCUAUCAGCAAGAGCAGGUGUUGAAUGGGCACCAAAACAAUAUUGCCAAUGGAAACACAUCAAACAACCACGGAGUAACUACAUCAAACAAAAAUACCCGAAGUAACUACAGCAACAAAAAUAACACGAAGACCACAUCUCGGAUCCACAUCUUCAACGAAGCGCGAACCAGUGUUGGCACGCUGUCUACGAUGUCUCCGGAGUUGAUCCAAGCCAAAAGAUACGACUCUACAUGCGAUAUUUGGUCGCUGGGUUGCGUCCUCUAUGAAAUGGCGAUGCUCGAAAAGCCCUUCACACCUUGGGAAUUACAAGCCCUCCAACACGCCUCUGGCGGCGUUGCCAGAUGGACACCUUUGCCUAUGCCACAUUUCCUCCUGGUGCACCAAACGAGUAGUCCUUCUUAUGGAACAAGCUGCAAGGGAUCCGGAUCCUCAACCUCAAGUUCAAGUGCUGUUGUGAUUCCAUCCAAGGGUCAACGACCAAGUAGUAACUCUUUGAACCCAACGAAACAUACGUGGCUGAGAUGGACUUACGGACCUCCUUUGCGUGCGUUGUUGCAAUCCUGUCUAGAGAUGAGGCCAGAAAAGCGUCCGACGGCUGGGCACUUGCUUUGUGUAAUGCAAGGGAUGACUUUGUGUCCUCCACCGGUGGCAGCUACGGGUGUUUCAACAAAAAGCAGCUCGUCUGCGUCCCCCGCUUCGCCUACCAACAAAACAUCCCCUUCUACUUCUUCAGCGAAUCGUCCCACGAAACAAGGUAGCUCUUCAACAGCAGCAAGAUCGUCCUCAUCCACCACGGGCAUCACCUUCACCAUCCCCCUAGAUUGCCUUGAUGGAGAGCAGCGCGAAAGCUUACGGAGUUUUACAGUCAAAAGCGCAAUGAAUUCGCCGCAGGUGUGGACGGCACUACAGGUUCAUGGAGAACUCGCUGGAAAGUCAAGGGCCCAUCAUCAAAUGAUGUCAACCGCUGCUAGUAGGUCGCAGUAUAGCUGCAGCAAGGUGUGGGGAAGUGGCGGGAAACAGCCCGUGGUGGGGAUAAAAUGAGACAGACGUUGAACACAACCGCGAUUGGUUUUUUCACAGAACGAAUGUGAAGAAUAGAUCGAUGUGUAUAGAAUCAUGAAGAGGAUGAAUAGACCACGUGGAGAUAGGCCUAGUCAUAGACUAAUCAUCGGAACGUCGUUGCAAUUUGAAGUGCAUACGACCUGCUUAUACUACUUCUUGUAGGUCAGAAAGUAUCAUUUGCGUAGAUAACACUAACAUACCCCAUAAACUGACAAUGGACGAGGACUGUGUAACAGCAUGACGUUUUUAUGUGUUUUUUGAAAUCUUGUCAUGAUCAUUGUGGUCGUCUCUUUGUACAUUAUAUCAUGGUGAGAUCUUCGAGUUCGGCGAGUAGAUAGGUCCUCAAGGAAUUUGUAGGAGUAUCCCAAUGCCUCACUUCUUUUUGGGAAACGAACAGCUUCGAUGAGCAUCUUCUAUUCCUCUUGGGCGAAGAAAAACUAGAACAGCGACAAGGGCAAACACGAAGAUCCUUCACGAGAAAGCACACCUCAAAUCCUUCGUUCCUCAGAUCAUCGAUCACGGAUAGAUGUUCUGGCCGUGAAGCCGUGUAAUUCGGUUCUUGUUGAAGCAGUCUCAGUGUUCCACUUGUGCCAUCCAGUUGGUUCCUCG
Amoebophrya sp. A25 is the source of this 5662-nucleotide messenger RNA. The record is from the annotation of a GenBank genome assembly. NCBI's taxonomy places the organism in Eukaryota, Dinophyceae, Syndiniales, Amoebophryaceae.